GUAUUAUUAUUAUUAUUUUUUGGUGGGGAAACGUAUAUAAUUGGUGUGCCAAAAAAUUAAAAAAAAAAGCGAAAGUGUAUGAGAAGAGGACAAUGGUUAAUUAAUGAAGGAAGAAGGAGCGAUGCGACAAACCGACGAGUGUGCUGUAUGUAUGUGUAUGUAUGUACGAGAGAGUGAGUGUGGGUUGUUUGUGUGUGAGAGAGUGUGUUUGUGUAUACGAGGAGGCACACAUAUACACGAGCACAUGCAAGACAAUACGGAGCACCUUCCGGCAUUUGCGAAACAUGAUCAGAUCCCCACCUAUCCGUUCAAAAUACCGUGAUAGAGGAAUAGAGGUGUGUGGCCCAUUCACUCGCAGGAGUCUCCAAUCAGUUGCUAUUCUUCCGGCUCGGUGAUAUGGCUGCAAUUUAGCAUGUUAAUUUAAGUAUAUGAUUUAGUAGUAUAAAUAUAUACAACAUGAGUUUUGUGGUACCUGUGAAAGAAUCUCUAAUGGAAUAUCAGUUACCGCCGCCAGUGUCCGCUCCGAAUGUCGGAGCCCAUCAAGUACCAAUAGGCGUCAUGCAGGGUACUCUUACCCACGUGCAGGCCCAGGACGACUCGAGCAGAUGGACCCAGUACCAACAGCUCUGGAGGCAGCAUGUUUACAUAAACGGGAAUAGCAAACCAUCUCAUCCUCAUGGCCACAACCACGCGGCGAUUAAAGAUAUAGGAGGAAGUAUACUCGGCUGCAGCGACGAUAAGAAGGAUGACGGAGAAUUGUGGAACAACGUGGAGGCGCAGGCGGCGUUCCUCGGGCCCAAUCUCUGGGAUAAAACAUACGAAACAGACCUCAAGUAUGUGGAUCUGGACGAGUUCCUUUCGGAGAACGGCGUGUCCAUGGACGGGCUGGGCUCCCAUGGAUCGCUGGGUCCUUUGGGCUCCUCGCACACAAUACCAAAACGGGAAAGAUCUCCGAGUCCCAGCGACUGCAUGAGUCCCGAUACAAUGAACCCACCGUCACCCGCAGAUUCUAUUUUCUCUGAAGCUUUGUCGAUGGCUUCAAGUUGUCGUGACUUUGAUCCACGGACAAGAGCAUUUUCAGACGAGGAUCUAAAACCGCAACCCAUAAUCAAGAAGUCCCGGAAACAGUUCGUGCCCGACGAUCUGAAAGACGAUAAAUAUUGGGCACGUCGCAGGAAGAACAACCUCGCGGCGAAGAGAUCCAGAGACGCCCGACGCAUGAAGGAGAACCAAAUCGCCCUUCGAGCCGGAUAUCUAGAGAAAGAGAACAUGGGGCUCCGUCAAGAACUGGAACGACUGAAAAAGGAAAACUUGCUGCUACAAAACAAAUUGUCGAAAUACGAAGAUGUAUAACCAUUCGAGCUGGUCUCCGUGUUAUAUAUAUAUACUAAAAUAGAUAUACAUCUCAACUGUUACUCAUUUAACACAAUUUUAUAAAAAUCAAGUUUAAAAAAAAAUACCCAGAAACAAACAAGCUAGUGUUCUUCGGAAACCAACCAAACAUUGUAUAUAAACAUACACAUACCGUAGUCAUCAUGUAGUAUUAAGAGUUAAUUUAGUAGAGAAAAAUAAUAUAUUUAAGUCGCUGCGGUGUGGACGUGCGGGCCUUUUAAAUGUCUAAUAUUCAUUUAAUAUGUAGUAUUAUUCAAUAAUACUUAUAUUUAAGCAUAUACAUCAAUUUCCUAAAUGUAUAUUUUUGUUUUUUUCUUUCUGCACUUAAAGCAACUACAAGCAACAACUACAACAAAAAUAUUUAAUUAACAAAAAACACCAAUCAUCAUCACCAACUCAGGUGUCUUCUUCAGUUCCAAGUUCUCGCGCGCAUCAAACACUGUAUCAGUGUUUCCCCUUAAUUACUGCCAUUGUCAAUUAAGAUAUUGAACAUCUAAGAUGUCCCCAUUCUGCACCUAGCACUGAAUCCUUAGCG
Molecule: messenger RNA, 1927 nt
Organism: Nicrophorus vespilloides
Lineage: Eukaryota; Metazoa; Arthropoda; Insecta; Coleoptera; Silphidae
Gene: Pdp1
Product: hepatic leukemia factor
Exons: 5
Coding region: 457-1353 (298 amino acids)
Biological process (GO): regulation of transcription by RNA polymerase II
Cellular component (GO): nucleus
Molecular function (GO): DNA-binding transcription factor activity, RNA polymerase II-specific; RNA polymerase II cis-regulatory region sequence-specific DNA binding
Source: RefSeq, a predicted model, not a curated record